Messenger RNA from Didymodactylos carnosus, 3769 nucleotides. Lineage: Eukaryota; Metazoa; Rotifera; Eurotatoria; Philodinida; Philodinidae. The record is from the annotation of a GenBank genome assembly.
CCCCCCCCCCCCCCCCCCCCCCCCCCCCCCCCCCCCCCCCCCCCCCCCCCCCCCCCCCCCCCCCCCCCCCCCCCCCCCCCCCCCCCCCCCCCCCCCCCCCCCCCCCCCCCCCCCCCCCCCCUUAAAUUAAAAGAUCAUCUCUCGUAAUAGGGAUUGAGCCGAAAACUUUAUUUAUUUUGUUUGUGAUAUAUAGCAUUUCUCGGACAUCUUUAACCGAUAUACUUACAACUUUCUCUCGUGUACAAUAUAAUUUCUGGGAUUUUACAAUAUCAGAUUACUUUCGAAUUUGUUCAAAUGAAUAAAUGCGUAAGGGGAGAGGCACAGUGGACGUUUUUCCAUAGAGCAGACGCACAUCUUGUUUUUCUGAGUUAAAAAUGAUUAUUUUCGCAUAGUAUGGUCUCAUUAUACGUCAGAUAUUGAUAAGUGUAAGAAAUCGAAAUCUUUUCUUCGAUAAAAAGUUACUUAGGAGGACCCGUGCGCUGAAUUCUUGUCAAAAAAUAUUUUAUUUGUAAAAUUAAUAAGUUAUACAGCAUUCGGUGUAGUUUUUUAUGCUGAUCCUAAAUAUUACAUUAAUUUUCAAUAAAAGUGUUUCUCGGCUGAGAAAAAUGGAAAACGCCUCAAAACACAAGGUUUUUGGAAAAACCUAUAACUCGACUUUGAUAAAUAUGUGCAUUUUGUGCAUUCACAAUUGAUAUAGGGAAUGACGCCGAAUAUUUUGGUAUACUAUUGAGUUGGAUUGGACAGGGGGAGAAGUCAUUGCAGGAUGAGAACCGCUUUCGAAACAGAUUAGUCUGAAAGUCGAAUUUUUUCUCCGAUUUCACAUCAUUCGAUAGUUCGUCCAUUCAACUACAGGUGAUACUAUUUGAAGUUUGAAAAAGCGUACUGUCGAUUUUUAGUUAAAUGGAUGCCCACUGUGAGGGGAGGGAACGGGUAGCCACCCCGUUUUUUUUCAUAACUUUGUAGAGCGCAUCAGGCUGUAUACUCCCUGAUGAGUUCGAUGAACAGACUUGUAAUUGCUGAGAAAAGAACAUUUUACGAAUUUCAGAUGAUUUUGAUCCUCUAUUUAAAAAAUUUAUAAAAGAUUCAAAAUUAAAGGUGGAACUCGUAUUGUUACGCAGUUCGACAGCGCACAUUAAGUGACAUAUACCCACAAAUUAUAAUGAAAAUUGAACCUUCUAUGUCUGAGAAAAUUAGCAAUUUUCAUUCUAGUGCAGUUUGAGCCCUAAAAGUAAUCUUUUGAAAAUUAUGCACGCAUUUUCAAAACAACGAAGCAUUUUAAAGAAAACUUUUCGCUUAUAAAGUUGUUCAGGAUAAUCCUCUUCAUACCCUAAGCGGAGUACUUUAUUUUAGUGGGCAAAUUUUGAAAUAAAUGCAAUUUACAUAAAUUCUUAAAUUAAUGUACAGAUCAACAUUUUUUAUUUGUAGUUUAUUUUAAAUUUUCUCACUAAAAUGAAAAAAGUGCUCUGCUUAGGGUAUGAAGAGGAUUAUCAUGAACAAGUUUGUCAGCGAAAAUUUUCCUUCAAAAUGCUUUGUUGUUUUUGAAAUGCGUGCAUAAGUUAGUGCACGAGGUAAUGGAAAAAUCGAAUUUCCAUGCUAGAGCGACUUCACCCGAUAUAGGUUUUCACUCGGUUUUGAAUUUUUUUCGUAAAAUAAACAUUGCCACGAGACUCAGUGUGAUAGAUACCCCAUAUUUCCAUUCAUUUUCGAGAUGACCGCAACUAAGGAAAUAUCGAUCCUGAAGCUUCUAGAAAAUCCGUCUAAACCACAAAAGAUUAAGGCAUCGCUUAAUUUCCAUUUUGUAGAGAAUAUUUUAGAGUAUCAUAUCCACAUGAGAAAUACAGGGGUCACUCUGAUAGAUCUUGCUUAGAUAAGAAAAAUUUUACUUGGUUGUCGAAAAAUUCAAUUUUUAUGAAUUCAGUGUGAGGAACUCUGAAAUUGGACCUGUACUUUGUCAUUUUCUCGAUCAAAACUCGACGUGUUGACAAAAGCAAGGUCAUGUUUAGAUUCAGUGUCAAGAACCGGGUCGAAUGUCAUUGAUGCCAGGAGUUUUGAAUGACCUCGAAGUUUUUCGUUUUUUUCAAACAUCCAAAACCAAAAUUUUCGCUCAACUCCAAAUAUUUCCCAAAACACUGAGAUUCAUGUCAUUCGAUCCAGUGUAGGUAGGACAUAGGAAGAUACAGUUAGUGGAAAAAAUGUUCGUAGGAUGGAGGACAAAAAAUUUCUAACGCUCUUGAAGCUAGAAGGAUAGGAAGAUUUAUUUCUUAUCAAUCGACAGCUCUAACGAAGCAUCCUAUGGACAUGCCAAACUCCGAUUUCGUUCGUUCAUACAUCAAUCGAUAUAGGAUAUCGACGUUGUUAAAAGCUACAAAGGAUCUGUGCCGACGUCUUUUUCUUCAGAAGUUAUGACCGUUUCUCUAGAUUUUCAGCGAAAGAUAGAAAAAAUAGAAAAAUUCAUAACUUCAUUCUAAAAAGUCGUAUACAUCUGAGUUUGUUUUUGAUAGUGGUGAUAGAGGUAUACUAUAUGUGUUGAAAGCUUCAGACUUCCACGCCUCUCCAUUCCUAAGUUACAGAAGUCUACAAUGGAACAGACCGAACCUGUUCAAUUUACAAUACGCGAGUGGGUAUUCAACGAGCAUGGUCUAGUCAUACAACAUUCAUUGUCAAUGAAACUAGUGAGCCACUAGUAGCUCCAGUACAACCACCUGAUCCGAAAUGGACAAAUGUAGGCAAUAUGUCUGUUCAGCGUAUGUAUCACUCAGCAACACUGCUCAGUUCGGGUCGAGUAUUGAUUGCUGGUGGAUAUAAUGGUACUGCAGUACUUUCUUCAUGUGAACUUUACAUUCCGGAAAACGGAACUUGGAUCAUGACCGGAUCGAUGCCUUCUGUACGCGCUCAUCACACAGCUACAAUUCUAUCGGCCAACAGUUCUGUUACCGAUCUUGUUUUUGCUCUUGGUGGAGUAUCAACCAUUGGAAACACUCCUCUGUCAACUGUGGUAUAUUAUAAUUCGUCUUCAGGCAUUUGGACGACUGUAAGCAGUAUGACCGAGGCACGUUAUUACCAUACAGCCACUCUACUCAUCAAUGGCCGGUUACUGGUGACGGGUGGAAUUGGUACGUCAAGCACUAAAUUAAGCGCUUGCGAAAUAUUCGAUCCAAUAUCUCUUACUUGGACCACUGUCAGUUCGCUCAACUAUGCGCGCUAUCAACAUAUGGCUGCUAAUAUUGGUACACAUGGACAGGUACUUAUUACAGGUGGUGGCGACUUGGUGAGUAUUAUUCCAUCAAGUGAAAUCUUUAAUUUCACUUCACAAACUUGGUCUAAUACAAUAAAUAUGACAAUUGAACGACAGUGUCAUUCAAUGACUUCAUUAAUGCCACUAUCAUCACUCAUUGUAAUUAUCGGCGGACAAAUUAACUGGUCAGUCACUUCAUCCAGUGAAUUAUACAAUCCUUCAUCGAAUACAUUUACAUUCUCGGGCAAUAUGACUAAUCAACGAUGGUAUCACUCAAGUACAUUUAUGUAUAUUGGAUCUACACCUACGAUACUUGUUACUGGUGGAUAUAAUGUAUUAAAUGUAGCAAUUAACUCAGUUAAUCUCUUUAAUACUGCCACUCUAACAUGGUCAAAUACUACUUCAAUGAAUAGUUUUCGAGCAGAACAUACAGCAACAUUACUGGCUACAAAUGCAUCCGUAUUAGUCACAGGUGGUCGAUACAAUUCAUCAUCAAAACCAAUGAACACUGCUGAAAUCUUCACUAUUGCUUGA